CGGGGGUUAAACUCUAGAAUCAUCCUUCACACACACACACACACACACACACACACACACACUUGUCUUACUGAAAACAUCACCACAUCAAUGAUGACAUUUUUCUAAUCUGUUAACGUAGAGUGUCUUCUGUACAAGUCCCUGUGAAUAAACUGCUACUGCAGAAUGAAUAUAAAGCUGUGGUUUGCAGCUGCGCUCGUGUCAGAGAUGCUGUUCUAGAAAAUUAAUCAACACCUUCUGACCAAUCACAAUCACAGAGCUGAAUUAAUAAACGCGCUGUGGUAGAAUACAGUAUGUAAUAAGAUAGGAGUCAUUAAGUAAGUGAGUAAGUGUGUCAGUUCUUCUUUAAGAGUAAAAUCUGCCAACCUGCAUCAGCAAAGUGGCCACGCCCUUGUGUUACACGCACACACGCACACACACACUACUAAAGAUGGACUGAAUCAAAGUCUCUAGCUGUCUUUGGUUCGUGGAGGAUAAGAGAAACGUCACAAUGCGGUCUGGACAGAAUUUAUAUCUGUUUUUCCUUAUUAUCACCGUAUUAACACUCCUCGGGAUCAGUUACUUCAGCUACACAUCCUCCUGGUUCAGAGAUGUGUGGGAGUGCAGACUGACUGUGGAAGAAAAAAAGCAUGGUAAUGGUAAUACGGACCUAAUCUUUCCUCCGAGGGAAGAAGAAAAGCAGGGUAAUACGGACCUAAUCUUUCCUGUGGGGAUUGCAUGCGCUCAGCCCAGUGUGAGUAAUAGUCGGCCAGAUGUCUCCACAACGACCCCGUGGUUAGCUCCAAUUGUGUGGGAGGGUACAUAUGAUUUGACGGUGAUUGACAACAUCUACAAACAACAGAACAUCACCGUGGCAGUCACCGUCUUCGCUCUGGGGAAGUACGUACGCUUCCUGAAGGACUUCCUAGAAUCUGCAGAGCAGCACUUCAUGGUGGGCUACCGAGUGCAUUAUUACCUGUUUACCGAUCGUCCGGACGAGGUUCCCACGGUAACGCUGGGGGAAGGACGUCAGUUGACCAUGAUAAAAACAGAAACCUCGAACCGCUGGCAGGAAAUCUCACUGCGCAGGAUGGAGAUGGUCGAAAAGCUCAUUGAGAAGGAACUCACUGACAAGGCAGACUACAUAUUCAGUCUCGACGUCGACUCCAAAUUCUACGCUCACUGGGGGGCGGAGUCUCUGGGCGACCUUGUCGGCGUGCUGCAUGCCUGGUUUUUUGGAAAAUCUCGGGAACAGUUCACGUACGAGCGGCGUCCUGAAUCUCAGGCCUUCAUACCUUUAGAAGAAGGAGACUACUACUACGGAGGUGCCGUGAUCGGAGGACGCCUCGACAAAGUGCACAAGCUGGUGAAGACGUGCCGCAUGCAGCUGGAUGUGGACCGAGCCAAUCACAUUGAAGCGGCAUGGCAGGAGGAGUCUCACCUGAACAAGUACUUCCUGUACAAUAAGCCCAGCAAGGCGCUCUCACCUGAAUACCUGUGGGACGACACAAAAGGGAAACCCAGCUACAUGAAAGUGGUGCGUUUCUCUCAGGUGGUCAAGAAUUACGCCGACAUCCGACCCAACCCUUAAAGCACACUGUACUGUAAUGGGUUUCUCAGGAAAGAUAAAUGAACUAACACCAUUAACUCUAUCACCAUCAUCUCACAGGUUUCAACCACAGACUACACCAAGGUCUUCCAUCAGGAAAUGUUUGGUUACCCUACAUUAUAAGACAUGUUGAUGAUUAUAUUAAUAAAUUGUGUUUUCCUGGAUUUUUAGGUCCUAAUUAUGUUUGUAAGUUACACAAAUGCAAUAAAGACAAUUCUUAAAGGA
Messenger RNA from Ictalurus furcatus (blue catfish), 1813 nucleotides. RefSeq names its product histo-blood group ABO system transferase. NCBI's taxonomy places the organism in Eukaryota, Metazoa, Chordata, Actinopteri, Siluriformes, Ictaluridae. Gene Ontology annotation, biological process: carbohydrate metabolic process. Gene Ontology annotation, cellular component: vesicle; membrane; Golgi apparatus. The record is from RefSeq and is a predicted model, not a curated record. The transcript has 8 exons. Bases 491 to 1570 code for a protein of 359 amino acids. Gene Ontology annotation, molecular function: hexosyltransferase activity.